Anthonomus grandis grandis is the source of this 6072-nucleotide messenger RNA. RefSeq names its product CCR4-NOT transcription complex subunit 6-like (gene twin). The record is from RefSeq and is a predicted model, not a curated record. Bases 165 to 1835 code for a protein of 556 amino acids. NCBI's taxonomy places the organism in Eukaryota, Metazoa, Arthropoda, Insecta, Coleoptera, Curculionidae. Gene Ontology annotation, molecular function: protein binding; poly(A)-specific ribonuclease activity. Gene Ontology annotation, biological process: nuclear-transcribed mRNA poly(A) tail shortening. Gene Ontology annotation, cellular component: cytoplasm; nucleus; CCR4-NOT complex. The transcript is spliced from 12 exons.
CGCUGUCAAAAAUAUAUAUAAAAAAAUCAAAACCAAAACGUCAAAGGGAACGCUCUAACUAUAAUAUUCCAAAGAGAAUUUUGGAUAAUCCCCGGUUUUUCGUUGCAUAUUGACUCCUUUUUCCUCAAAAUUAACAGAUUUGUGGAGUAGAUGAAGGUUAAGGUAUGCCUCGAAACAACCCAAAAGAGAAGUACGAGUCAACCUCUCAGAUGUAUAACAGUGGCACUGUCCUCUCUAAAAGGAACACAUUCAUGUCAAUGGAGGAACAGGCCAGUGGAAAAAAGUCUACAUGGAGUGAGCUUGAGAUAACAGGGUCCAUCAGGAAUUUGGCACCUAGUUUAUUUCAGAUGACUCAUAUAACACGUCUGGGAUUAAAAAAUAACUGCCUACAUCGCAUACCACCAGACAUAGCCAGUUUGGUAAACCUGCGCAAUCUAGACGUUAGCCACAACAAGCUAAGGUCUCUACCUGCCGAGUUAGGAGAACUUAUUUAUUUAAGAGAAUUACAUUUAGGACACAACCUGUUAAGAAUCCUGCCAUAUGAGCUGGGCAAGCUCUUUAACUUGAUGAUUUUGGGUUUGGUGGGGAACCCGCUUAGUAAAGACAUCAUGACCAUUUAUAGUGAACCCAAUGGGACUCAAAAGUUGCUUACUUUCAUGCUGGAUAAUCUGCAGGUUACAACUCCCAGCCCGCCCCCCAGACCUUGGAUACCUCUGGCAAGACCUACGAAUAAUCGUCCAGCAUGUAUCUUCACUGUGAUGUGUUACAACGUACUAUGUGAUAAAUACGCCACACGGCAAAUGUACAGCUACUGCCCUACGUGGGCCCUUAACUGGGACUACAGAAAAAAAGGAAUCCUCGAGGAGAUUCAACACUAUUCCGCCGACAUUAUUAACCUCCAGGAAGUCGAGAUGGAUCAGUUUUACAAUUUUUUCAUGCCCGAACUUAAGGCUCAAGGUUACAAUGGUAUUUACUCGCCGAAAUCGCGGGCUAAGCACAUGGCCGAGUCGGAACGAAAGUACGUGGACGGGUGUGCCAUCUUUUAUAGGACUUCUAAAUUCACGUUAGUAAAAGAACAUCUAGUAGAAUUUAAUCAAUUAGCGAUGGCGAGCGCGGACGGAUUAGAACACAUGUUGAAUAGGGUAAUGCCUAAAGAUAAUAUUGGACUGGCAGCUCUUCUGCAAACAACAGAAAGCGCUUGGGACAAUGCUUCGCCAGACGCCCAGUAUAUCUCGCAACCGAUAUUGGUUUGCACCGCACAUAUCCACUGGGAUCCAGAAUUCUGUGACGUGAAACUAAUACAAACGAUGAUGCUCGGCAAUGAGCUUAAGACAAUCUUGGACGAAUCCGUACAAACGUUAAGAUCGAAUAAUAUGAACAUCAACGACCCUAACAACAUACAAGUGGUGCUGUGCGGUGAUUUCAACUCGUUACCAGACUCGGGAGUAAUCGAAUUUCUGAGCACGGGGCGCGUGUCCCAGGACCACAAAGACUUUAAGGCCUUGAGCUAUAAAAGUUGCCUGGAAAAAGUUCUCAGCUGUGAUAAGCCCAAUGAAUUUACGCAUUCCUUUAAGCUGGCUUCCGCUUACAAUGACGAGAUCAUGCCUUUUACUAAUUAUACAUUUGAAUUCAAAGGAAUAAUAGACUACAUAUUUUACGCGAAAAACUCAAUGACACCGCUGGGUCUGUUGGGUCCGAUAUCUCAAGAUUGGAUUACGCAAAACAAAGUGAUUGGCUGUCCGCAUCCUCACGUUUAUUCCGAUCAUUUUCCGUUGCUGGUGGAGUUGGAAAUGGUACCGACGAUAUCCGGACCCAUGAAUGGAAUUAUCAGGUAGCAACCGAUGAUUUACUAAAUGGAAAUGAUACAAGAAGAUAAAGAAAAUAACCACAUUGUCGCCUUCGCAUCCAUGCUGAGUACCUGUACCGGAUAAAACACGCCACAGGUUUAUUUUUAUCUACCCUACAUGUAUACAAACCAUUCUUUCUUUUUUGCCUUUUUUACAACUACACUUUUUAUCAUAACAUGGCCACAUUUUAACAACUUUAGUGUAAAAUUCGAUUAGCAGUACGAUCUUGAAUACUUUGUUGUCAUUAAAUGUGCAUUAUAUCGCAAUUUCUUUGUAAAUAAAUCGGUACCUGACGGCCUCACAAAAAAUCCAUUAUAAUCAUCGUUAUGCAGCUGAUAAAUAACUCAUUUUCUUCGAACACAUUAUAUAAAUAUAUCGGUCUUUACACCACACGCACACAAAAAAAUCUAAAAAUCAAGUUGAGGUUACUGUGAUUUUGUAUUCUUCUAUUUUUAUUUUUUAAGGAACGAGCUUUUUUAGCAUACGUACAGAAUAUUAUAAAUUCAGCAAAUUAACUAUUAAAUAAUAUUAAUGUUAAUGUUAAAAUGUAAGUUGCAUUAGUUUUUCUAGAGAUCUCAAGUUAAGGGCAUCGAAUUUGUAAUAUGCUGUAGCAAGGUAAGUAACAUGUAUUAUAUCAAUGUAAUAAAAAAAUUAAUAUUAAAUAUAAAUAUUGUGUCAAUUUUGUGCUGGUUUUGGUUUGGAUAUAAGUGCAAUACUGUCCAAUGUAAGAAUAUGAUAAUUUGUUAACUUUGUUAAUAAUUGAAAAUUAAUCCUUUUAUAUAGUUGCUCAAAAUUGUGAAACAUGUUUUAAUUAAAUGAGGAGGUUAUCUUGGCCUAAAUUCAAUUUUUUAGGUCUUGUACUGAAAUAUUUCACAUUUAAAACUACUUGACUUAAUGUUUUCAGAGAGUGUAGGUCAUUAAAAAAUGCGAAUAAGAGUGGUCGAGCUAAGUUAUCUAAGUGCUAAAAUUAAAAAUUGCUAGAAAUCAAAGAAAACUUGACAAAUAAGGAAAAUAAAACAAAUGUAAUUUUUUUAUGGAGAAUUGGCUUUAUUAACAAACACAGAGAUAAACUAAAAUAAAUGUUCUGUGGUAAGACAUCAAAGAAACUUCGUAAAGCAAAAUAAGUGAAGAAAUAACGGAAAUGAUCUAAGUCCACAAAAAUAAUAAAUGAUUAAAAAUCUAAAAUAGUGGUAAAAAAUGCCCUAUUGUUCUGAUCAAAGUACUUUAGCAUUGCGCGAAGGUCUUUUUUCUUACUUUCCUUUAUUUGCUCAACACCAGGCAAGGCUAAGAGCUCAACCGACUUUAAAUUUUGCACAGUCACACCCUUUUUUAAUACACGGCACUUCUCCCAUCCUAUUAAGUCACUGAAAUUUUUCUUGUACAAUACUAUGCCGGACUCUCCUUUCGUUACACGUAACCACGACGCUUGUGUAAUGCCUAGUUUAGUUGUAUUUAUAAGUUUUGAUGAUAGUUUAUCAAAAUCAAAAAAAGUACAUUCACCCAUAUCUAAGAGUCUGUAUGGCCUGGAAGGUCUAGCAGCCGCAAUUGCCGCUUUGACAUCGUUUACUGUCUGAAGCUUAGAACGUUUUGCUUGUUUCUCGAUAAGGGCAAAAUCUCUAUCUGAAGACGAAAAAUUUAUGGUCGAUGGUGUCAAAAUGUCCAUUGGCUACUAAUAAAAUGUAUAAGAAAAUGAACAUUCGGUUUUUUAAUAAUUGCCCUGCGCAGUUGUCACUCCAUAUACAUAGUUUUCGCUUAUAAGUUGAAAGCUGACCUGUGUUCAAGGCUUGUAGAAGACAUGAUGCCAUUUGGUUGCCACCUCGGCCCGACAGUCCUUCAUGCCAGAUGCACAUUAUCCGAUCUGACGUAUCUUGCACAUGUAUUCCAAAAUUGUAGCAUGACAACUGGCGGCUGUAAUACAUACUACUAUGCGUUAAUUUUGGUAGGGAAAAAACUUUCUGUAGAUCCAUGGUAAUGGUACAGGUAUCCCUACCCGGAAGAGUACUACUCGCACUGUCUUCUUGAAUGACCUUUAGAGCUUUAUCUGUUUUUCUAUGAUGCAACUCCAGCUCGUUUUUAGCUUUUCUUGAUACAUUAAGUCUACGUCCUUGCUUCUUAAAAAAAAUAAAUCACAAGUCUUGCACGUAUCAACUCUAGGUCUUCUAAAAGAAAGAUUUGGAAAAUCCUUUAUAAAAACUCCUCUAUAGAAUUUGUAUGUUAUAGUGCAACCAGGAUGCUUUAUUUUAAAAGCGUUGAAUAGCUUAUAGACAUUAAGGUCCGGACUGAGAUAUUCUUUUUCACUUUUUGAAUGGCUGUAGUGGCUCUCGUCCCUCGGAAAGCUGUUGAUGUGGUCUUUUACCAUCUGUCUAUCAUGAAGAGUGUACUUGAAUUUUUUACAACCUCCUCGUUUAUCCUUGAAGGUUGUAUGCCCCUCCUUUUUACGCCUAACAAGCGUGGUAAUCUUUUGCGGACUGAUUCAAGGUCAUGGUAUAGAUCGAAAAGCUUAACUUUUAUAUCAAUCACAUCCCUACAGCGAAAUUUACAUUUACAGGUGAUCUGAAAUUAAAAAAAAAAUCUCAGGAUAAUGUAACUAUCGGCUACAAAGAUUUGACUAUCGGGCCGCGCCGCGAGUGGUCUAAAAUUUCAAGCGAAAUAUCGUUAAAAAUCUCGUACUAACCUCAUUUUUGGGAACGGCUUUUCCAGGUUUUUGCAGCUUUGAUUUUUGUGUAACAUAAGAUUUUCCACUCAAUCUAGCUUCACUCUGUUUUUUUCUUCUUGAUUUCGUAUUUGUAUUAUCGCCAAACGCAAUAGAGUUCAUUGUAAUUACUUUAACAUAUAAAUACACAGACAAUAACAAUCGAAUCUAACGACAACCAACCAAAAAUAUCGACCUGCAUACCGGCACUUAGAUCAAUUAGCAAAGAAUAUGAUGCCGGACAUAGAGGUGGCCCCAUCUUUGGACUUCGUUUGCAAGCCCUAGGUUGAAAUUGGCACUUAGAUCUCAUAAUAGGAUAUUGGCGGUGGCAUAGAAUAUAUUGAAAGAAAAAAAAUGAAAAUGUAUAUUUUGGCACUUAGAUCAUUUAGCUCGACCACUCUUCAAUUAUCAAACGGUGACAUGACAUUUGAAAUUGAUUGAAAUAUCACCAAGUCAUACUUCUAGUUAAAUUUCAUUAUAUCUGCUCUUCCCUUUCUCGUAGACAACCCUAGGGUUUGUUAUUGUUUGGUUAUGUUAUGGUUAGUUUGUUGUUUUUUUUCUUUACUAUUACUUACAGUUAACACAGAUUGCAGAAUCAAACGGUUAUUUAAAGUCGAAAACUUAAUCUCCAAAAUCGAAACUUGGAUAACAAUCAUUUAACAGUAACAACAAAACACUAUAAACCAAUUUACAUUUUUGGCUUAGAAAAACAUGUAGAUCCCUAUUUUUUAUUAAGUCAUUUCAUUAAAAAAAAUCAAUUGACACCCAGUAAAAGAAGAUAUAAAAUCAUAUUAUAUUUUUAAUAUUCCCUUCAUAUCGAUCACACUAUACAAAAAAAACCAAGAUAACUCUCUUCUUACCUUAUAAAGGCAUUGUCUUAAUGAAAUAAUUGCAUUUUAACAUCAGUCCCAAUAAAUUAAUAUUUCUUUUAAGGAACUGUGAUACUGUGAUAUGCGUUAUUUUCCCCAACGUUUCCUUUAACGUUGCUUCUAUUUUAUUUCAUGAAUUUUUAACUGCUAUGGUGUAUCUUUUAACUUUUUUUCUGAUGUUAAAAUGAGAUUUAUUCAACAUUAUACUACUGUUACGGCCCUGCUUUAACCUCUACUUAUUUCGAUGUAAUUUUGAUGCAUAAAUUAAUUCCGUUAGGUACUUAAGUCGUUUAGGAAAUUGUUAAUUAAAUGUAUGUAUUAUAAGGUUAGCAACAAUGUGACAUAUUAUUAUGAUUAUUUGAGGGGCGAGAGCAAAACUGCACUCUAGACAGAAUAUAUUUUACAACAUGGCCAACGUUAGGUAGCUAUAUGAUUUUUUAAUUAAAAUAAUUUAUUGUCAUUAUAUUAUUUAAUUUUGUAUAUUUGGUUUGUAUUUUUUUAACUGAUUCGCUCUGGUCAGAACUAUUUAACUUUUACGACUAAAUGAGAUGUAUAUGUUGAUUUUGGUCAUAUUGUAGAUAUUUAUUGCGAGUGUGGGUAUCAGCCUAUAGUUUGUGUAAGCUGAAAAGUGAAACCAAUAAGACAGUAAAUAUUUUAACAUUUA